Messenger RNA from Pangasianodon hypophthalmus (striped catfish), 2831 nucleotides. It is a transcript of the gene elavl1b, whose product is annotated as ELAV like RNA binding protein 1b. Gene Ontology annotation, molecular function: RNA binding. The record is from RefSeq and is a predicted model, not a curated record. Gene Ontology annotation, cellular component: ribonucleoprotein complex. The transcript has 8 exons. The coding region runs from base 187 to 1299 and encodes 370 amino acids. Lineage: Eukaryota; Metazoa; Chordata; Actinopteri; Siluriformes; Pangasiidae.
GAGGCCGUUUGUGUUGGGCCCGAGUGAAGAGGGCAGGCCGAGGCGCACUGACCUCCUCACCACAUCCGGUGCAGGCGGCUGUGUAUUGUUCAGCGCGCGCGAGGAGCUUCAGUACAAACGUGUUGUACAGAGUGCGCAGUACUGAGCGUUGGGGAGGUUUAGGAUUUGCUUGUUCUUGGUGUACACAUGGCUGUUAGAAGGGGACACAUAAGAUACCUGAAGGUUUGUGAGGUCCAGAACCAGGGUAAUGACAGAGAUUUGCAGCAGCUUAGCAAGGGUGCCAGCAUGAAGGUAAAUGCACUGGACGUCUAUGACCUCCCUAACGGGUUUGAGAGCCACUUGGGAGACGAGCCAAAAGACUCUAAAACAAACCUGAUAGUCAAUUACCUGCCACAGAACAUGACGCAGGAUGAGCUGCGCAGUCUGUUCAGCAGCAUCGGUGAGGUGGAGUCUGCCAAACUUAUUCGGGACAAAAUGGGAGGCCACAGUUUAGGGUACGGAUUUGUUAACUAUAUUAACCCUAGUGAUGCAGAAAGGGCAAUCAGUACUCUCAAUGGGCUGAGACUACAGUCUAAAACUAUCAAGGUCUCUUAUGCCAGGCCAAGCUCUGACACAAUAAAAGAUGCCAAUCUUUACAUUAGUGGCUUGCCCAAGACCAUGACACAGAAAGAUGUGGAAGACUUGUUUACCCAGUAUGGACGCAUCAUAAACUCCAGGGUGCUGGUUGACCAGGCUUCAGGUAACGGCGGCUUGUCACGUGGAGUCGCCUUCAUUCGGUUUGACAAGAGAAUUGAAGCAGAAGAUGCCAUCAAAGGGCUGAAUGGUCAGAAGCCCCCUGGAGCGACUGAGCCCAUCACAGUAAAGUUUGCAGCAAAUCCUAACCAGACAAAGAACUCCCAGCUGCUGUCCCAGUUCUAUCACACACAGUCUCGGCGCUUUGGAGGCCCUGUUCAUCACCAGACACAGAGGUUCAGGUUCUCACCAAUGAGUGUAGACCACAUGAGUGGUGUUUCUAGCAUGAAUGUAGCUGGGAACUCGACCUCUGGCUGGUGCAUUUUCAUUUACAAUCUGGGUCAAGAUAGUGAUGAAGGCCUACUGUGGCAGAUGUUUGGUCCGUUCGGAGCAGUCACCAACGUCAAGGUCAUCCGCGACUUCAACACCAACAAAUGCCGAGGCUUUGGCUUCGUCACAAUGACCAAUUACGAAGAGGCGGCCAUGGCCAUCGCCAGCCUCAAUGGAUACCGUCUGGGGGACAAGGUCUUGCAGGUCUCCUUCAAGACCAGCAAGUCUCACAAAUAAAAGGACAGAAAGUAUUACUUGUGGGUUCUAAGAACUUUACACUUUCUUUUUUUUUUUUUUUUUCCUUUCCCUCCUACAUCCAUGAUUGUCUGAAUAAAACAUUACUAAUGUAACUUUGUUCAAGUAAAUAUGUUAGUUGUAGUACUGUAUUAAUCUGGGAUUGAACUAACUAGCUCAAAAGAGUGGGCUACAUGGCCUAACUAUUGCAUCUACAUAUGUUUAAAUAGUUUGGAAGUGUAUCAUCGUAUCAUUUAAUCAAUAUGAUGCCACGAGGCAUCGAACCCUGAGUAGAUGUUGCAUAGGGUCAUAUUGCGGUGUGUCUCAUAUCUCCAAUUACCAUUUGUUAUUGUGUCGCAUUUCCUGUGAUUGAACUUUUAAGUUGUUGUGGGUGGUUAUUUCCUUGAGCCAGACCGAUCUGGCUGAUUGAACCAGAUGAUGGUCAGUGUCACAUCUCCGUGGCUCGAUAAUUUAUUCUGAAUAUAAACAUGAUUCCACCAUUUUAGGUUCUUGCAUCAUUCAAUUUGCUUUGCUAUAAUAUGACUUAUUUUAGAAACUUAGAGUGCAGACCUUUUGUAAAUAUUCAUUCAACCACCCAUGUAUCUCACAAGUUUCUGUCUGAAGUGAUUUAAGUUUGAAGGACCAAAGAAGCUGGAGGGUAUGCCUUAUUUUGCUGAUUUAUGCAAAUAUAUUUGAAGGCUUUUGCUAUAUGAAUAAGUUUGUGUUAUUUUGCAGUUAAUAUAUUAAAGUUUGUUUUGCAUUCACAAGUUUUUUUUUUUUCUAUUUUUUAAUGCUUGUGUUAUUGUAAACAAACUUUUCUGGAUCAGCCCUUUUUCUCAAGUGUUAGGCAACUCUCCUACAAAGUGGAAUUGGUCGCCGUUUCGUUUAGAAUUUAUGACAGCACAUUGUCUUUGGUGAAAAAAAAGCUGUUCUUUUAUUUGAGUCAAUAAUUCAUUGAUUUUUCUUCUCGUUUUGUAAUGUACCCUGCAACUUACACAAACUGUACAUAUUUUUCCAUGCUUGGUGUGAGAUUCAGCUUAGUAUAAUGAAUAACUCUGAAUACAACACAUGGAAUAUUAAACAUUUUUUGACUUGUAUUUUUUUGGUUUAUAAACACAUUGAGCUUUAUGCUCACAGUAGACAGUCAUGCCUGUCUAGUAUAGGUGUUGAAUUCAUUUCUUUUUUCUUUUUUUUUCCUUCAUCAUAUGCAUGUUCAUCUGAUGUUCCUUAGCUAUAGCUUUGACAUCAUGCAGCACAUGUGUUUCACAUCUGUCUACUUCAUCAGAAGUAUGCUCUGAGCUCUUGUGGUAUGGAUCUUUUAUGUAUCUACAAAUAAACACCAUUGUUUUGUUGUAAAUUACUAACCCACCCUUUGCAGUCUUUCGCAGUGUUUGUGUAACUACAUCAUUGAAUGGUUAAAGUGUCAGUAAUGGUGGGUUAGAAACUUAAGGCUAAACAAGUCUAUCUAAUUAGGCAUUAGCUCUUGUUACUUGCUUUCCAUUUGAUUAAAUCUGCAGCUCAUGCUUGUUGCCCAC